This is a messenger RNA of Amphibalanus amphitrite, 2173 nucleotides long. Its product is annotated as allantoinase-like. The coding region runs from base 333 to 1751 and encodes 472 amino acids. Gene Ontology annotation, biological process: allantoin catabolic process; purine nucleobase catabolic process. Gene Ontology annotation, molecular function: cobalt ion binding; allantoinase activity; zinc ion binding. NCBI's taxonomy places the organism in Eukaryota, Metazoa, Arthropoda, Thecostraca, Balanomorpha, Balanidae. The record is from RefSeq and is a predicted model, not a curated record. The transcript is spliced from 8 exons. Gene Ontology annotation, cellular component: cytoplasm.
GGCGGGCCCUCCGCUGCCGGGCCAGCUCACCCGCCCCACCUCCGGACGCCGGCUGUUGUAGUGACCUUGAGCGAGACAUGAACCACGCUGGGCGACGCGGCGGGGCCCACACUAGCGUGCCGAGCUCCGCUGGUGUGCCGCGUGCGUCCGUCCCCGUCCGUCUCGCCGCCGCACCGACGUAGCUCGUGCGUCCUCCGGCCAUCUUCACUGUCGUGUUGUCUCCCGUCUCCGCUCUAUCGGUCUUUUACUUUCCUGUACCGAGUAAAGCUCACCCUUAUAACGUUUAGCGAGCUCUACCCUCCACUCACGAGUGUUCCCGUCUUCCUAACACCAUGGAGCAGUGUUUCCUAGGAGACCGAGUGCUACUGGAGGACAACUACCUCGGACCGGCUACCCUGUGUGUAAACGGAGACGGUGUCAUCACCAGCGUGACCCGGGGUCGGGUCACACCGCCCGAGGGUGCGAAGGUGACCGACUUCGGCCCCCUGCUGGUGAUGCCCGGCCUGGUCGACAGCCACGUGCACGUCAAUGAGCCCGGACGGACCGCCUGGGAGGGCUUCGACAGCGCCACGCGCGCCGCCGCCGCCGGAGGAAUCACCACCAUCGUCGACAUGCCGCUCAACUCCAUCCCGCCGACCACCACGCCGGCCAACCUGGAGGCCAAGCUGGCGGCCGCCGCCGGCCAGUGUCACGUGGACGUGGCUUUCUGGGGCGGCGUGGUGCCCGACAACUCGACCUUUCUGCGGCCGCUGCUGGCCGCCGGCCUGCCCGGCUUCAAGUGUUUCCUGAUCCACAGCGGUGUGGACGAGUUCCCGCACGUGACGGCCGACCAGGUGGAGACGGCGCUACAGCAGCUACAGGGCACCGGAGCCGUCUUGCUGUUCCACGCGGAGGUGGACGUCGGAGCCAGUCCCCCUGGCGGUGACCCGCGGCACUACUCCACCUUCCUGGCGUCACGGCCCAGGAAAAUGGAAAACGAGGCCAUCAAAAUCGUCAUCGAGAAAUGCCAAAAAUACGGGGUGCGAUGUCACAUCGUCCAUCUCUCAUCGUCGGACGCUCUCGACAUGAUCCGCGAGUGUAAGGCGACCGGAGCGCCCCUGACGGUGGAGACGUGCAACCACUACCUCACGUUCCAGUCGUCAGAGGUCCCUGACUGCGCCACCCAGUACAAGUGCUGUCCGCCCAUCAGAGAAACCGAGAAUAGGGAGGCGCUGUGGGCAGCUGUGCAGAGUGGCCUGGUGGAUAUGGUGGUGUCCGACCACUCGCCCUGUACGCUGGAUCUCAAACAGCCCGGAGUCAUGGAUUUCAUGGAGGCCUGGGGAGGCAUCGCUUCGGUACAGUUUGACCUGCCCGUGUUCUGGACGGAGGCCAGCCGGCGCGGACUCUCGCUGCACAACGUCAGCCGACUGAUGUCGGCCUCCACUGCUCGGCUGGCCGGGCUGGGCCGUCGGAAGGGCGCCCUGCGCGUCGGCCUCGACGCCGACAUGGUGGUCUGGGACCCGGAGGAGGAGUGGACCAUCGCUGAGGGCGACAUAAUCUUCAAAAACAAGAUAUCGCCGUAUCUGGGUCGCCAGGUGCGUGGCCGGGUGCACCGUACCAUCCUCAGGGGCUGUGAGAUUUUCGGGUCAGGUCAGCUUACCACACCCCCUGCCGGACAGAAGUUAUUGCUAGGACCGAGGCAGAACCAGACUUCGGACGAAGCCGGAGAGGACACCAGCUCUACUCGGACCGAGCAGCAGUCCAGCCAGUAAACAGAUGACAGCCGAGUGUCAUGGAACCCGGCAUUUAUUUACUUUCUAGCCAGUCUAUGGGCUGCAAAUAGAUUGAACCGGGGGCAGUUGCUUUGGGAAGGCCAGUCCCAGUCAGCUUUGCUUUGGUGUUCCGGCUAUCCGACUGGUAUGAGUUGUGAGCUGGCUAGGCAUCGUUGUUGGCACUACAAAUAUCCCAGCGAAAACAGAUGCAGCAUUUCAGCUGUCGGUUUCGAAUAUGUAUGUUUGCAUAUACGCCAGGCAUAAUUAAAUGACGCUUGUUUUAUGCAUUUUCACAAUGCUUUUUUUAUCCACGCUUUUCAAGGGUGUCAUUCAUCGUAAAAGUUGGGCGUAUUUUCUAGUGCUUAGUUUAUGACGUUGUUUUGCAAUAUGAAUAACCGUGGCCCAAUGCCUAAAAUAUACUG